AUCAAAACAAGGCAAAGCAUAAGUAUUAUCGAACCCAUUAAACUCUUCUUCUCCUCCUCCAUAGUCCAUACUACAAAACGGUCCACACCCUUUGUUUCAAACUCCAAACAAUGUCUGCUCUUUCGAAUUCGCUGCCUCUCACUACAAAUCCUUCUGGAUCUUCUCUGAAGCAAUCCCAACAAUGUCUUGGGUUUAUGGCCCCUACAAACUUGUCACUCAAUUCAAACCGUAAAGUUCAACUUUCGAGCUCCAAGAGGUCUUUCGCGGUUCAAGCCUCAUACAGUGAUGGUGGGAGGUCAAACAGUGGAAGCAUCUUUAUCAGUGGCUUUGUUUUGGGAGGACUUAUAGUUGGCACACUGGGUUGUGUAUAUGCUCCUCAGAUCAGUAAAACACUUGCCGGAGCUGACCGAAAGGAACUAAUGAGAAAGCUUCCCAAUUUCUUGUAUGAUGAAGAAAAAGAAGUGGAGAAAACACGAAAAGUACUGGCUGAGAAGAUUGCACAGCUGAACUCUGCUAUUGAUGGUGUCUCUGGUCAGCUCCGAACCAAAGAGGACCCAGAUGAAGUACCUGUGAGUGCAGAUGAUGUUGAAGCUACCAUAUGAGAUCACUCUGAUAGAUGUAAUUCAGUGUAGCCUUUUUUCUCCUUAAUAAUAAGGGUAGUUGACUAGUUGUCUUCUUUUGAUGUGAGGACCCUUACUAUGGUCAAUGUAGUUGUACCUCUAAUACUUGGACAGCGUGGAAUACAGUAUUUCUUUCAUCUA
Molecule: messenger RNA, 761 nt
Organism: Rosa rugosa (rugosa rose)
Lineage: Eukaryota; Viridiplantae; Streptophyta; Magnoliopsida; Rosales; Rosaceae
Exons: 5
Coding region: 111-602 (163 amino acids)
Cellular component (GO): chloroplast thylakoid membrane; chloroplast inner membrane
Source: RefSeq, a predicted model, not a curated record